Molecule: messenger RNA, 664 nt
Organism: Meloidogyne enterolobii
Lineage: Eukaryota; Metazoa; Nematoda; Chromadorea; Rhabditida; Meloidogynidae
Source: the annotation of a GenBank genome assembly
GGGAGAAUCAUCUAAAAGUAAUUUUGAGGAAAUUGGGGAUGAAUUGAAUCCAAAAAUUAAAGAGGAAUUGGAUAAGGAAAUUAAGGAAAUCGAAAAAGUGUAUACGAAGGGGAAAUUUAUUAAAAAUAAGGAGAUAAUUGAAGAAUUUGAGGAAGGAGGAGAUUUUGAGAAAGAAGAAAAACUGAAGGAAGAAAAUGAUAGAAAAGUUGCGGAAAAGGAAGAAGUUAAUGUGAAGAAUAAAGGAAAGGGAAAAGUUUUAGAAUCGCAAGAAAAAGGAGUGCUGAAUGAAGAAAAUAAUGAAAGAAAUUUGUUUAUUAAGGAAGAAAGCAAUAAUUUUAUGAAAAUGAAAGAGGAAGGAGUUGGAAAGGAAGAAAAACAGGGGAUUAACGAAGAAGUGGAAGGAAGGGUUUUGGAACAACAAAAAGAUAGAAAAGGAGAAGAAGUGAUGGAAGAAGGAAAGGGUAAAAUUUUGGAAGAGGUUGAUGAUAAAGAAGAAGAAAAAGUAAAAAAUUCUGAAGAAGAUUUUGACAAAAGUAAAGAAGGUUUGAAUCAAGAAGGGGAAAUAAAUAUUAAAAAUAGAGGAAAAGAAAAAAUUAUUGAGGAGAAAAGUGAAAAAAGUAAAAAAAAUAAUUUUAAAAUUACCAUAAUUAUUAAGUUGGGCUAG